Molecule: messenger RNA, 540 nt
Organism: Stylonychia lemnae
Lineage: Eukaryota; Ciliophora; Spirotrichea; Sporadotrichida; Oxytrichidae
Source: the annotation of a GenBank genome assembly
AUGAUUAAACUUGUAAACAGAUACCACUUUUUAAACUCAAGAAUCAAUCCUAAUAUCUUUUCUCAGAGAUAUUUCGGUGUUCUUAUAAGGGAACCUUUAAACCCUGCAACUAUUACUGAGAUGAAGGUCAAAAUCGGUGAUUACGCAAUGCAAGAGAGAAUAUUCGAUAAGGAAGACUUGAAGAAAUUUUCUGAGGCUAUUCAAGAUAAGUACGCGGCUCAUUUAAACCAUGGUGAAAACUCACAUACAUUUUACAGAUCAGAUAUUAUUUAUGGCAUUUUCACAUCAGCAAUGUUUACUAGUAUUUUCAGAUCUCAUUUCCCAAAAUGCAUUUACAUGGACCAAAAUUUACAAUUUAAGAAGCCUAUUCUAUAGGAUGAGAAAGUUAUCGGAAAAGUCGAGAUCAUUAGUUGGGAUGCUGCAAAGAAAAAUGUGACAUUCAAGACAACAAUUUCUAACAUAGAUUAGAAAACAGGCAAGGAAUAAGUUGCUGUUGAUGGAACUGCAAUAUUGAAAGUUCCUUAUAUCACUGUAGAGUGA